Messenger RNA from Babesia bovis T2Bo, 2189 nucleotides. RefSeq names its product signal recognition particle (SRP) subunit family protein. The coding region runs from base 21 to 2162 and encodes 713 amino acids. Gene Ontology annotation, molecular function: 7S RNA binding; ribosome binding; protein binding. NCBI's taxonomy places the organism in Eukaryota, Apicomplexa, Aconoidasida, Piroplasmida, Babesiidae. The transcript has 2 exons. The record is from RefSeq and is a predicted model, not a curated record. Gene Ontology annotation, biological process: SRP-dependent cotranslational protein targeting to membrane. Gene Ontology annotation, cellular component: signal recognition particle, endoplasmic reticulum targeting.
GUUACAUACUUGGAUGCACAAUGGGAGGAAAGACUGCUUUCAGUAUGCCUGUUGAUCAGGCACUUCGCGAAGUAAAGCGGCUGAUUGAUGAGUGCCAAUUUGCUGAGGCGAGUCGUCUAUGUCUUCAGGCUAUACGCGUCCAUGGCGGUGUAAAUGCAUUUUACCGUGCUAAAUGUUACUGCGACCUACAGCUUCGUAGGUGGCAUUCAUGCCUAGAGACUGUCCGAUGGUUACACAACUAUAUGGACCAUCCUUCGAUAGCCGAUGUGAGUAGCAAGCGGUGUCCCAAGCGUCUGCGCACUGAGGCUCGUGAACGUCGUGCCGAGGAGAAUGUUGAUUUGGUUAAUGUGCUUCGUGAAGCUGCCGGGCCUCAUAUAAUCAAUGGAGAGUGCCAAUGGCUUCACUUCGAGCAAGCCUAUUGUUAUUACAAAAUGGGUCAUUUUGAAUCGGCCUUUACUUCCUUACGUUUAUGUUCAUCUGGAGAGCGUCCGUUUGACUUGCACAAGCCUUCGUCUGCUUCGAGUGUAGAUUCAUCAACUGAAGCUAAUAUAACCCUUGAUCGUAGUUUGUCUCCGAAGUAUAACUACCUUUUAGCUCAGGUUUAUGUACGUUUAGGACGAUUCGAAUCAGCGCGUGAUUUAUACACAGCUGGGCAGAGCUCUUCGCAGGACCCUUUGGUCUCUCUGAAUUUGUUGAGUACCAAUUUGCAUGUGGUAUCGAGCCUUGAUCACGACGGUAAGGAGGCUAUAUUUACUGCCAUUAACCGUGAUAUUGACAUGAAGGUUGGUGAGAUAGACUCUUUGAGCUACGAAUAUACCUUCAAUUGGUCCAUUUCUAAGUUACUGGAAUGUGAUUACAGUAAAUCCGAGAUGUAUUUAGAUCUUUCUGAGGAGAGUUUGUCUGCUGAGUUGAAGAACGACUUGGGAGAGUUACCUGCUUUGCGUAACCAACCUGAGUUCAUGCCAUUGGAUGCCUUACGUGUAUUCCUAUUGCACAAACGUGGUAAUGACGACUUAGCUAGAACUAGGAACGAGGCCUUACUGUCAACAUAUGGUGAAGCUGAUGGUGUUGACCCUGGCACUAUGCUGAUUGUGUUGAACAAUUGCUUGUGCUUAUUACCGAAGGGUCAAUCAUUUACAGAGUUAUCUAAUUUGGAGGCUUUAUUGAAACGGCGCAAUGUGGUUUGCAAGUUCGGUCGCAAUGAACUUCUGGAUGUCCAUCAUAAUAUGGUUGCUCAUUUAAUUGACUCCGGUGAUAUUACUGGCUCUAGAGCACACAUACGUAAAUUCAUGGACCGAUUGCGUAAUGAAGAAGUAUUGCAUCACAGUAUUGCCUGCGCUGACUAUGUUGAGGGCAAGAUCGAUGCCAGUAUCAGCACACUAAAGCGUGGUAUAUUAGUUCAUCCGCGCAGCAUGCUGUUAAUACGUUCCUUACUUUAUGUGCUAAUAUCGGCGCGCAGAUACAAAUGUGCCUUACGCGCCCUUCAGGAGUAUGGUCACAUAUUGAAAAAAUGCGAGACCCCUGUGUUAUACUGGUCUAUUUUACUUCAUUGUCACAUUUAUAUGGGCAACGCACAGGGUGUUUUAGAUGCACUCACUCAUUUGGUGGAUGAAUGUUCUUUUGCUGAAUCUUCAGAAGCCAUUAAGCGUGGUUGCAGCUUCCUUGAAUCGCAUGAUAUGCAUAAUGAAGCCCUAUCAAUCUACCACAAGUUAUAUAGUUCAAACCCGGACAAUAUAUCGGUAUAUUGUGGUGUUUUGUUUAACGAGUCUCAUCUACCACAAUCUCACGAGUCUGCUGUGUCUUUGGAAUCAAAGUUACUAGACCCUUUCUUCAGCGAGUUGCGGUUCAUUGACGCUGAAGAGUUGGAGUCUGCGGGCGAACUAACGUAUGUUCAGCAGGUAAUUGAGGUUAACAAGCCCAGCAAGACACGCAAGCGCCGUCGUAGGCACACAGUGGACACCUCUCGUGGUCCACCGGAUCCCGAACGUUGGCUUCCCAAGUACGAACGCAGUGCUUUUAAGAAGCAGCUUAAACGCAAGAAAGAGAUGGUAAAGGGUCAUAGUCAGGGUGCUACUUCUGAUGUGGGCGCAUCGAAGCCUACCAGUGGUACCAUUCAUGCCGAAUCUUCUAACAUGCGCCGUCGACGCAACAAGAAGAGGUAAGCUUUUGGCGGAUUCAAUCCACCAAGC